This is a messenger RNA of Bombyx mandarina (wild silkworm), 7669 nucleotides long. RefSeq names its product cholesterol transporter ABCA5. Gene Ontology annotation, biological process: transmembrane transport; lipid transport. Gene Ontology annotation, cellular component: membrane; intracellular membrane-bounded organelle. Gene Ontology annotation, molecular function: lipid carrier activity; ATP hydrolysis activity; ATP binding. The record is from RefSeq and is a predicted model, not a curated record. NCBI's taxonomy places the organism in Eukaryota, Metazoa, Arthropoda, Insecta, Lepidoptera, Bombycidae.
GGUUCGUAGCGCGCUGUGCGUACAUUCAUACACCCGGUAAUACCGCGUCAGAUUUAACACCAUUUGAAUUAAAUCAUACGAAAUUCAAAAUUAAAAUGGUACGGUGCAUCAUAAGCUAGUCGUUUAUAUUGUAUUUCGUGUGUGCAAGUGUUGUUGUUUGCAUGAGUGUUACUGAUGAUGCGGGAGUGCGGGACGAUGGACGUGAUUCGCCGGCCAGCACUGAAAAGCUAACGAAAUGCGCAGAGACGGCGUCGAUAGGAGUGGACUGCGCUGCUGUGGGUAGCCAUCUACGCGGCGCCAUGGGCACCCGUCCCGCCGCCAGGUUCUGGCCGCAGCUCUGGGCGACCGUCGUCAGGAAUCUGCUACUCAAGAAACGAGACACUAGAAAGACUUUGGCUGAAGUUUUGGUUCCUCUAUACUCGUUGGGAGUGCUGAUCUUCUUGAAGAUGCUCGUGCCAAAUCCCAACUUCCCGGAGGUUCGAAAACCAGGUCCCUUGCUGCGCAUCCACCACGACUUCUUCCCGGAGAACCACUCCAUUGCCGUCGUCGCCGAUUGGCUGAACUCCAACGGAACUAUGGGCUUCUUGGGUGACAUCAACGAGAUGCUCGUAGAAUCCGAACAGCAUCCAAUCCACUGGAUCUUGUACAACAACACCGAAGAUCUGAACGACGCAUAUCACAGUAACACGAAGAACUUUCCCAUCGCCGUCAUAUUCCAUACGGACCCCAGCUCUUUCACUGAGCCCCUUAGAUAUACAAUAAGAACCAAUCCGUCUCGUGUCGGGACGCCUUCGACGAGAACGCUGACCACCUCGCCAGCGAAAUGCCGCGAAAGAACCGGAGUCAAAGACUGGUCCUCCGACUGGUCCAGAGGCGGUCAGCUGAUCCCCUUGUCAGAGAUGCACAGAGAAGAUACUUGCCCCGUGUUGCAGUAUUAUUAUUCUGGGUUCUUGGCUCUACAGACGCUCAUUGACUACACCAAAAUCAAGGCAGACACAAACUUCACCUCUUCAGUUCCUCCGAUGCACAUCGAUCUCAGACAGUUUCCGAAACGCCAGCACACGGGAGACUGGCUGGUGAUCUUCCGCGUGAUAAUGCCCAUGUACAUGGUCAUGACGCUGUCGCAAUUCAUCACCUAUCUGCUCAUGUUCGUCGUGGGAGAGAAGGAGAAGAAAAUAAGAGAGGGAAUGAGGAUAAUGGGACUCAAAGAUUCUGUCUAUUGGGGCUCCUGGUUUCUGAUAUACGCAGUUUUCGUCACUAUUCUCUCCAUCGUCAGCACGGUUCUGCUGUUUACUCUAAAGGUAUUCCAACAUUCAUCAUACAUCCUGAUAUUCCUACUGAUGCUGCUAUUCGGUUUCACUAUCAUCACGUUCGCAUUUAUGCUCACUCCGUUCUUCGAUAAGGCCAGGACGGCGGGUAUCCUGGGCAGUUUUGCGGUGAACCUGAUGAGCGGCCUCUACUUCAUUCAGGUGUUUGUCUCCAACGCGGACUCUCUCGCCUUCUGGUUCGUCUCACUCAUCAGCUCCAGCUGCUACGCUCUAGCUAUGGAUAAGGCCUUAGUUUUGGACAUGGCAGGCGUGGGUGUGACCUGGGAUAACCUGUGGAGUGGCCCGGGAGUUCCCUUCGGGGGGAGUCUCAUCAUGAUGGCUGUGGACACUGUGCUGUAUGCUCUGGCCGCUUACUGGCUCGAUGCCGUCAUACCUAGUGAGUACGGUAUCAAGCAGAAGCCCUGGUUCUGUCUGAUGCCGUCGUUCUGGCUGGGUAGCCGCAGGAGCAGGGUCUCCGCCGUACACUUCCAUUCCAAUGGAGACGCGGCUCAUAAUAAGGAUAUUGAACCUGUACCCAGAGAGCUCCAAGACAAAGAAGCUAUCAGGAUCGUGGGUCUACAGAAGAGUUUCCGUCACUGUCGUCGACCCGAGAUCAAGGCUAUCGACGGAAUAGACCUGAGCAUCUACGAAGGUCAGAUCACGGCCGUCCUCGGACAUAACGGGGCCGGGAAGUCCACUCUGUUCAAUAUCCUGACCGGGCUCACGGCGCCCACCGCUGGGACCGCCUACGUGUAUGGACUUGAUGUUAGGGAUCCAAACGACAUGUACGAGAUCCGUCAGAUGAUAGGCGUGUGUCCGCAACAGGACGUACUCUUCGAUCUGCUGUCCGUCAAGGAGCAUCUCCAGUUCUUCGCGGCCGUCAAGGGUAUCCCACGAGAGAGAGUUCAAGAGGAGAUUCAGAAGGCCCUUGCUGAAGUUGGACUGUUGGAGCAGGCUGGUGUGUUCGCCAAACAUCUCUCCGGAGGGCAGAAGAGAAAGCUUAGCAUAUCGAUAGCUUUCAUAGGAGAUCCGAAGAUCAUAAUCCUGGACGAGCCGACGGCGGGCGUGGACCCGGUGUCGCGGCGACAGACCUGGCGCGUCUUGCAGCGCGCGCGCCGCGGCCGCGUGUUGCUGCUGACCACGCACUUCAUGGACGAGGCCGACAUCCUCGGAGACAGGAAGGCCGUCAUCAGCAAGGGGAAGGUCCGUUGCGCCGGCACAUCGCUGUUCUUAAAGAACAAAUUCGGUAUUGGAUAUCAUCUAACUCUAGUACUGGACGGCGCGUGCCGCGAGCACCAGAUCACGCGGCUGGUGCGGGGCCACGUGCCGCGCGCGGAGAAGGCCCGGCGCCACGGCCGCGAGCUGUCCUACAUCCUGCCGCACUACGCCGUGCAUCUCUUCCCGCCGCUGUUCCUCGCCAUCGAGCACGAGAUCAAGGACAAGACCAACCGGCUCGGUAUCACUAGCUACGGUGUCUCAAUGACCACUCUAGAAGAAGUUUUCUUGAGUCUGGAGGGGGAGAACGCCGAAGAGACGGAAGCAGUGGAAGGGGUGUCCUCCGUGAAGCUGGUGCGGGCGCGGGCUUUGUCCAGGAGUCUGUCGCUACAGAGCAAAACCUUGAGUUAUCAGGAGCUGAACGACAAGGAUCCCCAGAAGACCCCGACCCCGCUCCCCCCGCCGCCGGCCUCGCACGCGCUGCACUCCACCACGCACGGCGUCGAGCACAUCAAGGUAACUCCCGAAGUUCCCAUCUCGGUGGACGCUCUCAGCGAGCUCGUGAAGACUCGGCCCUCGUGCUGGAGAACGUUCUGCGCUCUGGUCUACAUAAGGACCGUGCGGAUGAUCAGGGAUCCCUACAAGCUGUACGUCAUGAUCUUCUUGCCUAUAAUAUCCUGUGCCCUCGGUCUUUACAUGAAGUCACGACAAAUAGUCUUCUUCCGAAUGCAGCCACUGACUUUGGGCCCAGAUGCCUAUUUCAACAAGACCCCCAUAGCGCUGCAUAGCGAACAGAAUACAUUGAGAGAAGACUUCAAAGAAUCGCUAGGGAUCCUCGGAGCUCACCCUAUAGUGGACUUCGAUGGAAACUUCUCAAGUCUACUAGACAUGGAGAACUUUGGGGCGUUUAGUCUGAAGGAGAGCUUAAAUCCAUAUGGGAAGGUCAUGGCGUAUUAUAACACAACUUACACGCACAGUUUGCCGAUAAUCAUCAAUUUGCUGGACAACAGUCUCUAUAGGGCCCUAAUGUCAGCGUCGGGGCUGGAGCACCACUUCAAACCAAUAGAAGUGAUGGCCCAUCCGUUCCAGCAGACAGAGCAGCAGGAAGAGUUCAAUUUGGGCAACGUCAUCUGCGCUGUGUUCGUCGGUAUGAUCUUCGCGCUGGUACCCGUGACCCUGGCUGUCGACAUCGUCUACGACCGGGAGAUCAAAGCAAAGAAUCAACUUCGCGUCAACGGCCUCUCGAUGAGCAUGUACUUCCUCACUUACUUCACGAUACUCAUCAUCAUCAUGAUCAUCACAAGCGUCGGCGUCCUGAUUCUGGUGAUCCUGAACGACAUCCCGAGCCUGACUAACGGCUCGGCCAUCACGAUGCUGUGCGGUCUGCUGCUGCUGUACAGUCCCUCCGCCAUAUUGUUCAACACGUGCCUCUCGUACAUAUUCGACAAGAUGGACUCCGCCCAGAGCAUCAUGCCGAACAUCACGACCUGGGUCGGAGUCAUCCCGUUCAUCUUGGUCGCUGUUCUCGACACCUUUAAAUGGGGCAGCGACAUCGCGUUCUACCUUCACCUGGUGUUCAGCUUCCUGGACGUCAUGUACAUACCGUACGCCAUCAUGUACUAUGUCGACAGGGUAUACGUGACGUGCAACCUCCGGGGGGUGUGCACUACCCCUACCCUGGGCAGCUACUUCACGGCGGAGGUGUGGGUGCUGAUCGCGGCCAUGCUGCUACACGUGCCGCUCUGCGGGGCCGCACUCCUCGCCGCCGACAAGCUCAAGACUGGAGGGAUCGCGGCCUUUAGAAGUCGCAAGCGCUCCGAGACGAGAGCGGGGAGCGUGAGCGGCGCGGGGGGCGGGGCGGCGGGCGCGGGGGGCGAGGAGGCGGCGUACGGCACGGAGGGGGGCGAGGACGGUGACGUCAAGCGGGAGAGACGACGGGUCGCCAACAUACUCGCCAGCAACCAGAACAACAUGCCACCCUUACUUGUUCAUAACCUUCGGAAAGAGUACAAAGUGCGCGGUACGGAGGACGGCGGGGGCUGCUUUGGUGACAGCAAGAGUCCCACGCGGCGGUCUCGGAGGACCGGCCUGGCGAGGCUGAGCUUGGCCGUGGAGGGAGGGGAGGUGUUCGGACUCUUGGGCCAUAACGGAGCCGGUAAAACCACUACAAUGAAGAUUAUUACUGCCGAAGAGAGACCUACUUGUGGAACGGUAAUGCUUGGUAGUCAAGACAUAAGGGAUUCCCAAGCGUCAGCGUUCCGCAUGCUGGGCUACUGUCCGCAGCACGACGCGCUGUGGAAGAACGUCACCAUCCGGGAGCACAUCGAGUGCUACGCCGCCAUCCGGGGUGUCAGCAACCAGGACAUACCCCGGAUCGUGGACGCAUACCUAAACGGUCUUCAAAUAGCAGAGCACGCUGGUAAGAACGCGGAGGAAUGCUCAGGGGGAACUCGUCGUAAGCUGUCCUUCGCUUUGGCCAUGGUGGGCGCACCACGCGUGGUACUGCUAGACGAGCCCUCCACCGGGAUGGACCCGAGGAGCAAGAGAUUCCUAUGGGACACCAUUCUUGCCAGCUUCCAGGGUAAGAAAGGUGCCAUACUAACGACACAUUCCAUGGAAGAGGCUGAUGCAUUAUGUUCCAGAGUUGGGAUCAUGGUUAAGGGGAGUUUGAGGUGUAUCGGUUCAACGCAACACUUGAAGAAUCUAUACGGAGCCGGGUACACGCUGGAGAUGAAGAUAGGGCAGACUAAUCAGAAAUCAACGAUGAUGGAGGGGGACAUGUCGAUGUCGCCUUCGCCGCUGAGGUCUGCGGAGAACUCACCUUCGCUCGGAGAAGCUGAUGAAGGGGGGUCGGUGUCCGUGUCUGGGAGCGUGGAGCUCGACGGGGAGGUGGAGGUGGUGGACGCGUCCAUACACACGCCACUGGUGGCCGGCACCCCGCCCCUCGUCAGGCACCGACACCACAGGUCAGAGUCUGGCGGCGGGGCGAGCGCGGAGGCCGCCAUCGCGCUGGUGGGCGAGCUGUUCCCGGCGGCCGUGCUGGAGGAGAGCUUCGCGGAGCGGCUCGUGUUCUCCGUGCCGCAGUCCGCGGUCUCCAGCCUCGCGCGCUGCUUCCAGCAGAUCGAGGACGCUAAAGAGAAACUGAAUAUAGUCGAGUACAGCUUCAGUCAGACAACCCUCGAGCAGGUGUUCCUCAAGUUUGCGCAAUCGGAGAACGUGGAAACUCUAGACCAAGAUCACUAGCGUGUGCUGACACUGGUCCAACAUUAACUGCACAUUUCACUUGGAUCCAAAGUUUUGUUGGCUAUUGGUUCACUUAUUAUAUUUAUCAAACGUUUGCUCGAAAUGGUAUUGCUAAAGUUUCAAUAACAAAUUUAUAGGCGUUAAAAAAAACAUUUGAUAAAUUACUUUAAUAGAACUACCGAAUCAAAUCAAGGGAAUUAUCUGAUUGAAACUUUCUUUCACGUAAUCACAAACAGAUAUCGCUACAUUUUAUGUCACAGUAUAAACAAAUGACAGAUGUUUGACUACGUUUUUUUUUUAACGGCGAAAUAUAUAAUAAUUUGGUCCAAGUAAGAAGUGCAGUAGACGAAUACGCGCUCUAUGAAUAAGUGAAGAAACGUUGUAAGAUAAACGAAAAAAAAAUUAUAAUUAAAAAAAAACCCGCUUUUUACACAACCUUGACUAGUUACAUUACUAGAUUUUUUUAAAAGCUUUUUUAAUUCCCACAUGCGAGAAUAAACGCCGAGAAACAUAAUGACAAUAAUGAUUUAAAAUAUUCGUUACCAUUUUGAGUUAUUCAAAUAGGAAUUCUUAGUGUGGUCUGGAAGUCGUGGGCCUCCACUCUGGCCUUUGUUCGGAAGCACAGAUGCAGCAAAGCUUGUAGCAAGGAAAGCUACAUUCCGUAUUGAGAAGUGAGGGUCAGUCGUUUGGAGGUAACGCAGUUCACGGCACGCUGCUCUAAAAGGCUAUUUAGAUACUCCUCAAAGGAGUAAGAUCUACCUUGUAUCUCAAAUGAAUCUCAGUAUCAUCAUCACGCAGUGAAAGCCGUAUAAUGCAUAAUAAUAAUAAUAAUAAUGCAUAUAUUGAGAAGUAAUGUUGAAGAGGACAGUGAUUAGCACUAUUCCCGUACUACAAGUCUUUGGUAACUAAUCAAUUUGUAGCACUGUUCUCUUAGUGAGGCUAAAAAAUUAAUUAAUAAAUUGAUUGCUUUUAUUUUCGCAUGUGGACGUCUACCAUAGAUUACCGGUGUAAGUUAGGAUGUGAUUGUGUUUCUAAGAACGAAACCCGUAAAUGUUGUUUGACUUUGACUAGAUCCGUCCUGCUCUCACGCUGUAUUACUGCGAAGCGUGCGAGCAGGACGGAAAAUAAUGCGAUGCUACUUAUUUUGAUCGUUUUUGGAGAGAAUUGUAGAGAUAGAGUAGAUUUUCUAAAAGCUUUUUAGAACACAAUUUUUCAAACUUCCAUAAUUUUUGUACGAACUAAACUAAAGUAAUGAGUUUAAAGACUAUAAAUAUACAACGAUGAUAUAAUAAUGAGCUCACACUUGAAAGCCUAUUUCAAUUGAAAUCCAUUUAAAAAGAGUUGUGCUUGUCUGUAACACAAAACAAUAACAAUUAAUAUUACGGUGUCGAUUAUGGACCAAAAUUCCAAAAUUUAAGAGAAUAAUAAUAACUAAAUUGUAGAGAACUUCCAAUUCUACAAUUGUCUCCAAUUAGCAUUGCAACAACUGGAUUUAGUUGUUAAUUAGGCAAUGUAUAAUUCUUGCGCGUAAGUACCUUGAACCAAUAUUGUGGUCUGGUAAAUUGUAAUUUGCGUCCAGUUGCGGUUGCAAUUACAAACAAUUACCCCGCAGGACGGGCAGUAGAGAUUUCGAAGUAUUUCUUUAAGAUUUCAAAAGAUAAAACUGUGUCAGAAAAAUAAAAUUUAUAAGUGUUUGUAUGCAUCGUCAAUGUGUAGCAGUAAUAAUGCAUGGGUGUUCUAAGCAGAUUUAGUGAAACCACACGUACAGUUAAAUAUGUUUAUACAUUUAGAUGGAUAUAAGCGAAUAUCAUCUGUAUAUAUAUGUCGGAGAAGCCACAAUUAUUAACACGAUCGUCAGAUAUCGUAGGGGCGAAUACGGUGAUCGAGCUAAGAGAAAUAUUGAG